GCAUCUCCGAGCGGGAUGCACUUCAGGGACAGCAAGAGGAAGGUGGACUACGUGCUAGCCUACCACUACCGCAAGCGCCCGGCGCGGCCCCCGCACGGGCUGGGCUCACCGGAGCGCACCCGCCCGUCCACCGCCCUGGGCCUGGUGUCCAACGGGACAGGGAAGGGCCGCUGGCCGGGGCUGCCGGGGGUGGAGGGCAUCGUGCUGAGCCCGCUGGACGCCCUGGAGGAGGAGAGGCGGCUGCAGCGGGAGGAGUACGAACGCAACCUGGUGGAAGCGGGGCUGGAGAUAGAGAAGGACCCCGAGAAUAAGAGCCAAGGACUGAGUUUUGUCCGGAUCCACGCCCCUUGGCAAGUGCUCAGUCGGGAAGCAGAACUCCUGAAAAUAAAAAUGCCCACCAAAAAGAUGUAUGAAAUCACAGAGGAAGGAGGAAUACUGAAGACAUUAAAUGAAAUAUGGUGCAAAUUGACUGAACCCCUGCAACCCCAGGUGCCACAGCAAGAAAAUACUAAGAUGAAAAACCUGUCCUACCCUUUCUCCAGAGAGAAAAUAUAUUUGUAUAACAUCAAAGACAGGGACACCUUUUUUGACAACGCCACCCGCAGCCGAAUAGUGAGGGAAAUUCUGAAGCGCACGCCCACGAAGGCCAGGAACAGCAUGGGUAUUACCACAUUAAUAGCAAACAAUGUUUAUGAUGCAGCAUACCCACUUCAUGAUGGUGAAUAUGAAGGCCAAAAUGAUGACACGAAUGAAAGAAAGUUGCUGUAUCGAGAAUGGGCGAGAUAUGGAGUGUUUUACAAGUUUCAGCCUAUCCAUCUCAUAAGGAAGUAUUUUGGAGAAAAGAUAGGCCUUUAUUUUGCAUGGCUGGGUUUGUACACGGAGUUCCUCAUUCCAUCUUCAGUAGUUGGGAUCAUUGUAUUUCUGUAUGGAUGCAUAACCAUUGAAAGUGACAUUCCUAGCAAAGAGAUGUGUGACCAACGCAAUGCCUUCACCAUGUGCCCCCUGUGCGACAAGUUCUGUGAUUACUGGAACCUCAGCUCCGCUUGUGCCACCGCUCGAGCCAGCCACCUGUUUGACAACCCCGCCACGGUGUUCUUCUCCAUCUUCAUGGCUCUCUGGGCUACUAUGUUCCUUGAACAAUGGAAGCGUUUGCAGAUGAGGUUGAGUUACUUCUGGGAUCUGACUGGGCUGGAGGAAGAAGAAGAGCAUCCCAGACCGGAGUAUGAGACCAAACUGCUGCAGAAAAAGCUGAAAAAUAAAAACAUCGCAACAGAAAAUCCAAACGAGGGUGAAAAGGAGAAGCUGACGUGCAGUGACCGCAUGCCUGGAUACGCAGCAAACUUUGGAUUGAUUUUAUUUAUGAUUAUGCUGACGUUUUCAGCAGUUUUUGGUGUCAUUGUGUACCGAAUCACCACAGCAGCAGCUCUGUCGUUCAGCACCAACGAGACAACCAGGUCGAACGUUCGAGUGACUGUGACUGCCACUGCUGUCAUCAUUAACCUCGUGGUGAUACUUAUCCUGGAUGAAAUUUAUGGAGCUGUUGCCAAAUGGCUGACAGAAAUUGAAAUACCAAAAACAGAGAAAACCUUUGAGGAGAGAUUGAUUUUGAAGGCAUUCCUACUGAAGUUCGUGAAUUCUUAUGCACCAAUUUUUUAUGUUGCCUUUUUUAAAGGAAGGUUUGUUGGCCGUCCUGGUCGUUAUGUGUACGUGUUUGAAGGAUAUCGAAUGGAAGAGUGUGCUCCAGGAGGCUGUUUGAUGGAACUCUGCAUUCAGCUGAGCAUCAUCAUGCUUGGAAAACAACUGAUCCAAAAUAAUCUGUUUGAAAUUGGAAUCCCGAAGCUAAAGAAGCUCUUCAGGAAGCUGAAGGAUGAAAGAACUGAGCCAAAGGAAAUGGACACCAACCCAUCAAAGGACCCUCAGCAAUGGGACCUCGACUAUACCUUGGAACCUUUCACCGGCCUGACCCCGGAGUACAUGGAAAUGAUUAUCCAGUUUGGCUUUGUCACGCUCUUUGUUGCCUCCUUCCCUCUGGCACCUCUCUUUGCUCUCCUGAACAACAUCAUAGAAGUCCGUCUCGAUGCAAAGAAGUUUGUUACUGAACUGAGGAGGCCGGACACAGUAAGAGCAAAAGAUAUAGGAAUUUGGUAUGACAUUUUGAGUGGUAUUGGAAAGCUUUCAGUUAUCAUUAAUGCUUUCGUGAUUGCCGUCACAUCCGAUUUCAUUCCGCGCCUCGUGUACCAGUACGCGUACAGCCAGAACGGAACCCUGCACGGCUUCGUCAACCACACGCUCUCCUACUUCAAUGUCAGUCACCUCAAACCUGGGACACAGCCAGCAAACUCCCUGUUUGCACAGGAUGUUUCAUUCUGCAGGUUCAAAGACUACAGAGAACCACCCUGGUCCCCAAACCAGUACGAGUUUUCCAAGCAGUACUGGGCGGUCUUGUCUGCUCGCUUGGCUUUCGUUAUUCUAUUUCAGAACCUGGUGAUGUUCCUCAGUGUUCUGGUCGACUGGAUGAUCCCUGACAUCCCCAAGGACAUCAGCCAGCAGAUCAAGAAGGAGAAGACCGUGCUUGUUGACUUCUUCCUGAAGGAGGAGCACGAGAAACUGAAGCUGAUAGAGAGCUUUAUGGCACGCGACAAGAGGAAACGCAGAAGUGGGACCAAGAGCAGAAGGAGCCGGGCUGCCAGCUUCUCCCAGUUAAACAGGAGCCCCAAAGGCAGCUUCACCUCCUUUAGCUCCCAGCACACUGUGGUGUGA
Myiozetetes cayanensis is the source of this 2760-nucleotide messenger RNA. It is a transcript of the gene ANO2, whose product is annotated as anoctamin 2. The coding region runs from base 16 to 2760 and encodes 914 amino acids. Gene Ontology annotation, biological process: chloride transmembrane transport. The transcript has 24 exons. The record is from RefSeq and is a predicted model, not a curated record. Gene Ontology annotation, molecular function: protein dimerization activity; chloride channel activity. Gene Ontology annotation, cellular component: plasma membrane. NCBI's taxonomy places the organism in Eukaryota, Metazoa, Chordata, Aves, Passeriformes, Tyrannidae.